Messenger RNA from Camelina sativa (false flax), 843 nucleotides. Its product is annotated as heavy metal-associated isoprenylated plant protein 31. Gene Ontology annotation, molecular function: metal ion binding. The record is from RefSeq and is a predicted model, not a curated record. Lineage: Eukaryota; Viridiplantae; Streptophyta; Magnoliopsida; Brassicales; Brassicaceae.
UAUGAUUUGGGGGCAGCGAAGAAAACCGAAAGCUCACACUCACACCUUUUCUGUUACUAUUUCACGCGUGCUGUGUUCUUCCUUUGUCUCCCUAUUUCACAACCCAAGAACCCUUUCCAUUAUAACAUAUACUACUAUAAUAAAAUAUGAAAAUACUAAUCUGUAUUCACAGUGCAUAUACAGAAUCCACCUAUAUAUAUAGGCAUACACACUUAGGAGCCUUUGAGCACUGCUUCAUUCUCUAGAACUAAGUAUUAUAAGCUUGAAUUGAGUUGAUAAGAUCAUGUCUAUGGCAGUGGAGAUAAGAGUUCCAAACUUGGAUUGUGAAGGAUGUGCUUCUAAGCUUAGGAAGACUCUGCUCAAGCUUAAAGGAGUGGAAGAAGUGGAAGUGGAGAUGGAAACCCAAAAAGUGACGGCUCGAGGAUACCGGUUAGAGGAAAAGAAGGUAUUGAAAGCGGUACGACGGGCCGGUAAAGCGGCUGAACCGUGGCCAUACCGGUUAGGUAAUAGCCAUUUUGCUUCUUUCUACAAAUAUCCUUCUUAUGUGACCAACCACUAUUACUCUGACGCACACCGUACGGAUCCCACCGGUGGUGUCCACACUUUCUUCCACACACCUGCGGUAUACUCUGUUGCCGUGGCCGGCGAUGAGAUCGCGGCUUCGAUGUUUAGCGACGAUAAUCCCCAUGCUUGUACCAUUAUGUAAUCUUUUUUUUGUUUUUUUUUAAGUAUACAAAAUAUGUUUUCAGUGCAUCUUCCAUGUCCAGCUUUGAUUUGAUGUGUUUGUUUUUGUAUAACUAAAUGUUGGAAUGAGAAAGUAAAGUAUAUGUUGUUUUGAGUAAA